Molecule: messenger RNA, 864 nt
Organism: Plasmodium gallinaceum
Lineage: Eukaryota; Apicomplexa; Aconoidasida; Haemosporida; Plasmodiidae
Gene: HAD1
Product: haloacid dehalogenase-like hydrolase, putative
Exons: 1
Coding region: 1-864 (287 amino acids)
Cellular component (GO): cytosol
Molecular function (GO): phosphatase activity; magnesium ion binding
Source: RefSeq, a predicted model, not a curated record
AUGUAUGAAAUAAGAGAUAAAACUGGUAAAAUAGUUCAAAGAGAAAAUAUAAAUGAAAUAAAGAUCAUUUUUACUGAUUUAGAUGGAACUCUAUUAAAUAGUGAACAUAAAGUUUCUGAUUUAAAUUUGCAAAGUUUAAUAAAAGCGAGAGAUAAAGGAAUUAAAAUAGUUAUUUCUACAGGUCGUACAUUAUUAUCAGUUGAAAGGAUUAUAGGAAAAGAUCUUAAAAAAAAUAAUUUAAAUCUUUUACCAGGAAUAUAUUUAAAUGGAUCUGUUACUUUUGAUUCUAGUGGAUCUUUAAUUGUAGACAAAGUUAUUGAUAAUAAUUUAAAGAUGGAAAUAAAUGAUUUUGUAAGAAAUUUAAAUAUCUCUGAAUAUUGUGUUUGGUAUUCUUCAAACAAAACUUACUGUUUUUCUAUGAAUGAUAAAAUUCAAUAUCAUUCCGAAAUAGAAUGUAUCACCCCUGAAAUAAUAAAAGAACAAGAUUUAAAAAAUAUAAAUGUAUAUAAAGUUUUAUUUUGUUUAGAUAAAACGAAUUUAGAAAGCGUUUUAAAAUUAAGCAAAGAUAAAUUUAUAAAAAAAAUAAAUGUAACAAAUACAUUUGAAUGUUUCAUUGAACUAUUUCAUCAAGAUAUAAAUAAAUUAGAAGGAAUAAAAGAAAUAUGUAAUUUGUAUAAUAUAAGUUUAAAUAAUGCAUUAGCAAUUGGAGAUGGUGAAAAUGAUAUGGAAAUGUUAAAUGGCUUGCCUCACUCAGUAGCUGUGAGUAAUGCUUCUGAUAAGGUUAAAAAAUGUGCUAAAUACAUUGGACCAUCAAAUAAUGAAAAUGCAGUAGCUCACGUUUUACAAACUUUUUGUGAUAUUUAA